Messenger RNA from Strongylus vulgaris, 813 nucleotides. Lineage: Eukaryota; Metazoa; Nematoda; Chromadorea; Rhabditida; Strongylidae. The record is from the annotation of a GenBank genome assembly.
AUGACAUCAGUCUAUGCAGAAGUAAGCUCAGCCGGAAUGGCGCGUGUCUACCUGGGACGACUUCCUUUUCGUGCCCGCGAGAGCGAUAUUGAAAGGUUCUUUCAAGGCUAUGGAAGGAUCACCGAUAUCGCAAUGAAGCGAGGGUUUGCAUUCAUUGAGUUUGAAAGUAAAAGAGAUGCUGAAGAUGCUGUGGACGAGCUAAAUGGACGUUCCAUUUUGGGAGACAGGAGAUAUGUUCAAGGGUGCUCGUGGAGAUUGCUAAAGGUCGCCCGCAUGGAAGUGACGUUUACCGCUAUCGAUCACGUUCUCGUUCUCGUGACCGCAGACGUCGCAGCCGCUCUCGUUCUCGAAGCCGUGAUCGCAGCAGACGCAGCAGCAGCAGAAGGAGAGGACGUAGCCGUUCGCGCAGUCGCAGUGCUUCGCCGAAAAGAUCGCGUGGACGCCGUGACUCGAGCCGUUCUAGCCGCAGCAGAUCUCCAGAUAAGAAGCGUCGCUCAAGACGUAGCCGCUCUCCGAAACGCGACAAGCGUUCCCAGAACAGCUCUCCCGAGAAGACCUCAAGCAGAAGUCCAUCCCCGAAAAAAGCGAGAAGCGCAAGUAGAUCUGCUUCUCCUGAACCAAAGCGAGUCGAAUCUCCAUCGGAAAGAAAGAGCCGAAGCGCCACACCUAAAGAUGACAAGAGGGACUCUUCGCUCAGUCCAUCGCCGAAGAAGGCUAGGCGAACUCGAAGUUCUUCUAGGGAAAGCGCUGAUCGCAGUUUCUCCCCUCGUCGUGACAAGUCGAGAAGUGCUAGCCCUGCCGAAGAAAAGGUGA